GAAGGGUGAACCUUGUUGUGUGGUAUUGUGUCUUAUGAAUAUACCACAGUUUGUUCAUUUUCUUUUUGGUGGACAUUUAGGUUAUUUUUCUAUUAUAAACAAUGCUACUAUGAGUAUCUUACCCAUGGUCUAUGUGCUGGAGAGUCUUUCAGGUAAAGAAUUGCCGGGUUGUCGUGUAUGCCCAUAUUCAACUGUACUGGAUAUUCCCAAAUUGUUUUGUAAAGUAGUUGCUAUUUAGGUGUUUAAUUUGAUUUUAUUUUCCUUUCAGUGCCUGAAGACCUUUCAUUAGAAGAGAGAGAAGAACUUUUAGACAUUCGUCGAAGAAAAAAGGAACUUAUUGAUGACAUUGAGAGGCUGAAAUAUGAAAUUGCGGAAGUGAUGACGGAGAUUGACAAUCUAACUUCUGUAGAGGAGAGCAAAACUACGCAGAGGAACAAGCAAAUAGCCAUGGGGAGAAAGAAAUUCAACAUGGAUCCCAAAAAGGGAAUUCAGUUUCUAAUAGAAAACGACCUGCUGCAAAGUUCCCCAGAAGACGUAGCCCAGUUCCUUUAUAAAGGAGAAGGCCUAAAUAAGACCGUCAUUGGGGACUACCUGGGUGAAAGGGAUGAAUUUAAUAUUAAAGUUCUUCAGGCUUUUGUUGAACUCCAUGAGUUUGCUGAUCUCAACCUCGUACAAGCCUUAAGGCAGUUUCUGUGGAGCUUUCGGCUUCCCGGGGAGGCUCAGAAAAUCGACCGCAUGAUGGAGGCUUUUGCUUCACGCUACUGCCUGUGCAAUCCCGGGGUCUUCCAGUCCACAGAUACCUGCUAUGUGCUGUCGUUCGCCAUCAUCAUGCUCAACACCAGCCUCCACAACCACAACGUGCGGGACAAGCCCACGGCAGAGCGGUUCAUCACCAUGAACCGCGGCAUCAACGAGGGAGGGGACCUUCCAGAGGAGCUGCUGAGGAAUUUAUAUGAAAGUAUUAAGAAUGAGCCAUUUAAGAUCCCAGAGGAUGACGGGAAUGACUUGACUCACACGUUCUUCAACCCCGACCGGGAAGGCUGGCUCCUGAAGCUGGGAGGCCGCGUGAAGACCUGGAAGCGGCGCUGGUUCAUCCUGACGGACAACUGCCUCUACUACUUCGAGUACACAACAGAUAAGGAGCCCCGGGGAAUUAUUCCACUGGAAAACCUCAGCAUCCGAGAGGUGGAAGACCCGCGGAAACCGAACUGUUUUGAGCUUUAUAACCCAAGCCACAAAGGGCAAGUUAUCAAAGCCUGCAAGACAGAAGCUGAUGGCCGCGUGGUAGAAGGGAACCAUGUGGUGUACCGGAUCUCUGCCCCGACCCCGGAGGAGAAGGAGGAGUGGAUCAAGUCCAUCAAAGCAAGUAUCAGUAGGGAUCCUUUCUAUGACAUGCUGGCAACAAGGAAAAGAAGGAUUGCCAAUAAAAAAUAAGAGCUUUCCUGGCUCAACAGAUAUGACCCUGGGGGCACAGGGCUGCUGUGUUUGGGGUUUGGCCUCAGAGUGGUGUUGGGAAAAGCAAGCAUGAAGGAGACACCUGAUGAAGUCUGUUUCUCUGCUGCGUCAUCUGCGAGGGAGCAUCAUCACCAAGGCUGCUCACAGGAGCCGUGCAGAACACGUGGUGCUACAGUCUGUGUAGUUUGCCAUCCAUCCGAGUGUUACAUGAAGCCAUCUAAUUCCAGGUCUUGUGACAGUAUUAACACAGUGGGCACAAAGCCAUCGUGCCCACCGAUCCCCAGGCAGGCCCGUUCCAGAGAGCCCGCCAGGCCGGGGCUGUGUGCCGGUGGCCGGAGGCCAGGCGACAGUUUCAUCUCCUCGCGUGGGCAGGCCUGGUUUUCCUGCCUGAGCUUGAGCCUGAUCAGUCAUGUUCAUCCUCCCCGCCCAGUGUCUACACUCAGUGCUUGAAUCAUUAGCUUCAAGUCUGGCCAAAGAAAAAGCCUCCUCCAGAGACAGGGAGUAGGAGGCAGUAAAGAGGAGUGCCCAGUGGCGCCUGCAGUGUCCACAGCCUCACCGGGCUCUCUCGCUGGGCCCCCGAGGAGGACCGGAUUUCUUCAGGGUCAGGUAACACUUUUGAACAAUUAUAUGUGGUACCAAACUGAGUCCAAAUAGGAGCUAUUCACCAUGAAGCAGCACUCAGUGCUUCACAUAAAGCAAUGCAUAUUUUUAAAGUUACAAAUGCAUAUAUCUACACAGAUAUGCUUGCUGAGAAGUUUAGGUCUGUGGUAGACCAGAAACCACAAAUUGUGAUUUCUCGUUUUCUUAUUUUUUCUUAGAAGACAUUUCUAUUUACAGUAAAUAUAGUAUGUAAAUAAUUAAUGUACAUAUAUAUGGAUUUCUGGAAUGUUAUUCAGUGUAUAUACUUCCACAACUUGCAUGAAGAAAUAUUCUGUAUCUUGAUAUUUUGUUGUAAAGUGAAUAGUAAGUAAAGUUGGAGACUGUAUGGCUAUAAACGCUCUCUUGCAAAUACCGUGUUCACGCAAUAAAAAAAUCAAACGUAUUGUUAAGCAAGAUCGUCUAAGAUUUGGUUCUUUAGAACAGAGCUGCUGUUGGAGCCAGCAACCUGCUCUCCAGCUCUGAUCACUGGAAUGUCUGCGGGCAGGCUGGCCUCUGUCUGCUUAAGGAGGUGAACGAGAGAGAGGAAGUAGAGGAAGUCAGGUAGAAGUGUCUGUAAGCAAAUGGGAAACCAGCAGUAAAAAAUAAGACACAAAAUGUUGAAUUUGCUGCCAUUUAUAUACUAUAUAAAUUUCACAUGCUGUAUAUUUACAGUGGGGCAAGUGCUUUUUAAUCUUUAAAAAAACAAAGAUCAAACUUUAGACAUCUCUGAACAACACAAACUGUAUAAACCAUACAGAUUAUUCAGAUAACAAACUGUAUUACAUACAGUUUUCCCCACUCCAUCUCCUGAUGCAGGACCAGUGAAUUAUAAGUGUAUCACAGUUUGAUAGCAUAUCCAUAUUAAAAAUAAAAUCACAGUAUGAAUUUGUCUGUAACUAGGAACUUUAAGGGACCAAGCUGAUGACUCAGACGCCUGUACCAUAUAGUCAAGACAAGAGACACUGUAUCAAAAAGGGUUAGGUAAUAAAAACAUACUGUAGGCUUUACAAAUAAUGUUUGGAUUAUACAUUCAUAAUGUAAAUACUCAUCAUAACUGGUAAAUUGAUUGGAAUAGUUCCACAAAGUUCAAAAACAGAACUUGUCUAUAAAAUACAUCUUGAAUACAACUAAAAUAUGAAGCAAAUUAGUUUCUAGUAUCAGACAUUACAGAAAACAGACUUCUCUCAAAAGUCUAGUUGAGAGCUGUGAAUCUUUAAAUAAGUCUUUAAAUUAAAUACACACACUGUCAGUUGUUUGUACUUUAAUAAUUCCAUGGUUUCCCGGUUGGUCUUGCACCAGAUGUCUAACUUGGAGGAACAUUACAUGAAAUACAAGUAAUCAACCUGAGUCUGUAAUUAAGCAGCAUUUGAGAUGUUCUAUUCCAGGGCAUUAUUUUCAAUGUGAUUUAUAUACACGGUAUCUACAAUGGUCAGCAGUUGUAGAAAGUGUUCAUCCAUUUGGAAUAAGGGCAAUUAAGAAAAGGUAAAAACUAAAAAAAAAGUUCUCCAUGGUAAAAUCUGUACAGUAUUUACUAAAGAAGCACCACGCAGAUUUGAACAAAGUUAUUUUCUAUAUAAUUUAAGCUGGGUUGGGGAUGGCUUCUGUUGAACAUGUUGAAUCUGAAAGACAAGAGGCAGCAGACAUUAGUGAUUCCCUAGGAAGGAGGGCUGGGACAAAGGGCCCAGUGAGCUGCAGGAGGGGCCUCCCCUUUUCACACCAGUGACUUAUCCAUGGCUUCCCUCUUAAGCAGCUUCCCAAGGUCUUUGGGGAGACUCUCCCUCCUUAAAAUGGUAACUCUGGUUGCCUCUCUGAGGCAUAAUGGAGCAAGGUGGCCAGCUGAUGGCACGUGCUGGUCCUUGGAUCCAAGCUGGCUGCUGAUCCACCUCAACCCGACAUUCCCCUCGGGCUCGGGUUCCCUCCUUAAUUAGGCUUAGGUCUCUUCCUUGAGGACGGGUGGAGAAAGCAUGCUAAUUAACUGCAAACUAAUCUUCAGGAGAAAACUCAAUUUGAAAUUCAUUUAAAUCCCUGUCACUGACUAAAAAGUUAAGACACAUUUGGACAAAAUUCCUUUGAAAGGCAAAAUGAUUCACUGUCCCCGUUACCUCCGAAAGUGCAGGGUAUAAACACGAUUGCCAUCUCCCAGGGCCACUGAGUAAAACUCCAGUAUUAAAUUACUUGAACACUCCUUGACACUCAAGGGUUUCGAUCUGCUAUGAGGCACUCACACCACAGUUGAAUAAAACAAAGUCAUUUCCACCUGAAAAGGGUAUGUGUUGACAGGCUUCUGAAUGACUGCCAAGUCUGGCAUUUGGGGUCAGUGUCCCCGGCCUGGGCACCGGGCCAGGCAGCCCAAUGUGAGUGGUGCUAACCCCUCAGUCCACAGACCAGGUGUCCCAGAAGCACGGGGAAUGGGGAAAGGAACAGAGAUGCCCAGGUUCCUCCCUUAGAGCAACCAAUCAGGCAGGCCUGGGCUGGGGAAACAGGAUUCUCCAUUUGUCAAAUGACCGUCCUGUUGAUUCUAAUGCCAUGAACUCUGCCAGCUUUUCUUACAAUGAAGGAGAUGGGAAAAUGGAGUGACUCUCUUCCUAAGUCUAAGGAACAUAAAUCUUCCCUGACAACGUUGGGAAAGUCUGAGGAAAAGGGGGCUAAAUCCUUCUGCAGGUGUCUGGACUUCCCAUGAAAAGCAUCUGUGGGCAGUGCGGAGCAUCUGCCGACAGUGCAGAGCUUGUUGGGAAGCAGCUAAGUGGGGCUGGUUCCCCAGACCCGCCCACCCCGUCCAUGGUAGACACCCCGCAUCUUAUCACCUAGCUACUGGGGGUAGGGCCGAGACCAGGAGGGUGCUCCCUGACAUCUGACAUUGUCUUUAAAGUUAACACUCCCUUCUCUGUGUCCCUCACCAGCUCUGUCAGCAUUUAUGAAAUAUACAAUAUGAAAACAGCUUACCAUAACUAGUGAAUUGUUUUGAGGCCGAGUUUUCAAUCACCUAGAAAGCAAAGGUUCGGAAACAUUUUAAUGAUGGUUUUGCACAAUUUUUAGUGCCUCUGCUCUGCAGGUGCAUUAAACGACUACAGUUAACACUCCAUUCUCUGAAGCCUCCAGUUCAUGGCCUGAGAUCAGGCCUCCAGGAGGACAGGCACGUGCAUGUCAUGAGCUGCUUCUCCAAGUGCUUUGCUGAAAGCAAGAGACAGUUCAUGUGGUACUGAGGGGCCCCGUGGGUGGGCACCAUCUGCAGCCCCAUCAGACAGACCAGCACUCAUGACAGAAGCAUCUUAGGCCAAAGAAACGAGCUGAGGGCUGAAAAGAACCAGAGACUAUGAGCCAAAUGAGAAAGGUAAAACAGGCAAAGUGCAGGACAAGGGACUUGAGAUGCAUGGAAGACAGUCAGAAAAGCGUGUCCAUCCUCCGUCCAAUGGGAGGAGUCCCCUCUGGGAAGGAUG
This is a messenger RNA of Trichechus manatus latirostris (Florida manatee), 5531 nucleotides long. RefSeq names its product cytohesin 3 (gene CYTH3). Gene Ontology annotation, molecular function: guanyl-nucleotide exchange factor activity. The record is from RefSeq and is a predicted model, not a curated record. Bases 379 to 1434 code for a protein of 351 amino acids. NCBI's taxonomy places the organism in Eukaryota, Metazoa, Chordata, Mammalia, Sirenia, Trichechidae. The transcript is spliced from 13 exons. Gene Ontology annotation, biological process: regulation of ARF protein signal transduction.